This is a messenger RNA of Caenorhabditis remanei, 1002 nucleotides long. RefSeq lists its product as uncharacterized. The transcript has 5 exons. The record is from RefSeq and is a predicted model, not a curated record. The coding region runs from base 1 to 1002 and encodes 333 amino acids. Lineage: Eukaryota; Metazoa; Nematoda; Chromadorea; Rhabditida; Rhabditidae.
AUGAACCGUAUCAUUGAGUACGGUAGUGUCGAUGCUAUCCCAUAUUACAAUUGCUCCUGGAAAUCGUUUGAAGAAUGGGAGACAACUGGAGUCAAGAAACCAUGGUUUGGAUGGCCGUUGGUUAUAUUCGGAACCUUUAUAGAAUUCCUGUACAUCCCAAUUAUCUAUAUCAUAUUCAAGACCAACCUAAUCAGACAUCCGUGCUAUAAAAUUAUUGUGAUGUUGGCGAUGAUUGAUAUGAGUGCAACGUGUUGUAGCUGUUUGAUCACUGGACCAUUGCUUAUAAUUGGAUCGGUCUACUGUAUGUAUCCGACGUUCACCUACGUUGCUGGAGGCAUUGCAUUGAACACCUGGUGCAUGGCGUGUGCAGCUACCGUAUCCCUCUUCGCCAACCGUAUCAUCAGUAUCGGAUUCCGUGAAUAUGCAGAUGUGAUCGAAAAGAAACUCGCAUACUCAUCAAUUGCAUUUGUUCUUUCCUAUGGUUUCUACAUCUAUUAUUUCACUCCUUCUCUUGCUUAUAACUCGGAUAUUAUGGCAUGGCUACCAGACCCAUUGUCAGAAGAGACACCGAGUAAGGAGGCGGCUGCUAUGUACAAAAACACUAUCCAAGCAUGGAACAACUGGAUAUUUGUCACCUGUAUGUUCGUAUUAUUCUCUGUUUAUUUCGCCAUGGUGAAGAGAUUGGCGAAAGGACAAAAGUCAAAGGCGUCGAAAGCGAUCUUCAUCCAAUGCUCCAUCAUCUGUUUUUUCAACACAGCCACUGCUCUCGUCUACAACACCCUUGCAAUCGUCACUCCAGCUCCAUGGAUUCUCGCAUUUGGACAGAUAUGUUGGGCGUGUAAUCAUGCGUGUCCAGCUAUCAUUUAUGUCACGAUGAAUGACACUAUCCGAAGGGAAUUCUAUCGAUUGGUUUUCAGACUUCAUUUGACACAAAAAGUGGAAGAUGGAACCUCGAGUGCAGCGGUGGGAAAGACAACGGCAACAAGCCAAUCGAAGAUUUGA